This is a messenger RNA of Centropristis striata (black sea bass), 2275 nucleotides long. It is a transcript of the gene bhlhe40, whose product is annotated as basic helix-loop-helix family, member e40. Gene Ontology annotation, cellular component: nucleus. The coding region runs from base 670 to 1890 and encodes 406 amino acids. Gene Ontology annotation, molecular function: RNA polymerase II cis-regulatory region sequence-specific DNA binding; protein dimerization activity; DNA-binding transcription factor activity, RNA polymerase II-specific. The record is from RefSeq and is a predicted model, not a curated record. The transcript is spliced from 5 exons. Gene Ontology annotation, biological process: anterior/posterior pattern specification; regulation of transcription by RNA polymerase II; regulation of neurogenesis. NCBI's taxonomy places the organism in Eukaryota, Metazoa, Chordata, Actinopteri, Perciformes, Serranidae.
UGAAAUAAGUGUUUUGCUACGUCACUCUUAUUAUUGUUACGGUGUAAUGUAAAUGCUGCCACAUUUUGCAGUAUAAGAAAUAACAUUUUACCGCUUGUUAACCGUCGAGGAGGGAACUGCUGCUCUACUUUCUGUCUUUGUAAACACGGUCAGCUCUGUGAACACGGUUUUGCCCCGAGAGCCGGAGCAUGGCGGUACACGGGACUCGGCCCCGGUGGAGGAGUACUACAGAAAAGGGUUGUACUCCAGCAGCAGGACGGCGGGGGGAGGAGGAGGACGUGUGUGUGUGUGUGUGUGUGUGUGUGGGUGAGGAGUUGAAAGCGCCGUCCAACACGUGAGGCUCAUGUGACUGUGUCGAGUCUGAGUCUCCAGCCGAGAGACGUGCCUGCAGUCACAGGGUUUAUUUAACACGUAGUCAAAACCCACCCAGCUCUCACACAUUGAGCCAGGCGUGGAGCCUCCCCAGACAUACUACCGAGUCCGGACCUCAGGGUGACAACACUGCGCAGCACCCAACUCCAGCUCACAGCGGGAACACACGCACACUGGAUAACAGGAGAUACUUUUUCCCUAUGAUUUUUUUUUCUCUCACUUUCAACUGCAGAGACAUAUUUUGGACGUCUUGAAGGCUUUUUGAACUAAUUUCUUCGGGUUUCACAGUUAAGCAUUAUGGAGAGGAUUACCAGCGCGCAACCACCUCCCUGUGUACCAAAACACCCAUCACUGGAUAUAGCUGACAUGCAAGGAAUCGAGUUUCCCAUUUAUGUGUACAAACAAAGGAGGGGCAUGAAGCGUGGGGAUGAAAGCAAGGAGACUUACAAGUUGCCACACCGACUGAUCGAAAAGAAAAGACGUGACAGAAUCAACGAAUGCAUCGCCCAGCUGAAGGAUUUGUUGCCAGAACAUCUUAAGCUUACAACGCUGGGUCAUUUGGAGAAAGCCGUGGUGCUGGAACUCACUCUCAAGCAUGUGAAAGCCCUCAGCGGCCUCCUGGAGCAGCAACAGCAGAAAAUCAUUGCGCUCCAGAACGACCUGCAGAUUAGUGAUCAUGGAGGUGACAGCGCGGAGAACAGCGAGGAGAUGUUCCGCUCCGGUUUUCACUUGUGUGCAAAAGAGGUCCUCCAUUAUAUGGCGAGCCAAGAAAGCAGCAGGGACCUUACUCCUUCUCAUGUCAUCAGCCACAUCCAAAAGGUAGCAGCUGAAGUCCUGGAUCAUCAAAGCAGCCUUCGCCCAGACGAGUCUAUUCCUCAAGCUCCAGAGAACCUGAAGAAGCCGGCCAGAGAGCCCCAGAGGGCGUCUGAUGGCCCAGCGAAGAACUGCGUCCCCGUCAUUCAAAGGACUUAUCAUCAUGCAACGGGGGAGCAGAGCGGCAGUGACACGGACACUGACAGCGGCUAUGGUGGGGAACAUGACAAGCGUGACCCCAAAGCGCAGUGGUCAGAGAACCAUGCAAAGGAAGGAGACCGCAAGCAUGUCGCAUCUGACAGGACGACCGGGGCCGUCAAGCAGGAGGGCGACGAGCCUCGGGCCAAGAAGUCCAGGUCUGACUCCUUGGAGGACGAGACAGUCCCCGGUCACAGCCCUGGCAGCUACAUGAGCUUCUCCCCCAACCAGCCCCCGUUUUGUCUCCCGUUCUACCUCAUCCCCCCUGCGGCGGCAGCAGCGGCAGCCUAUAUGCCCAUGCUGGAGAAGUGCUGGUACCCCGGGGGCAUGCCAGUUAUGUACCCUGGCAUGAGCGGCUCUGCAGCAAGCUUAUCCUCAGAGACCUCAUCUAUGGUGAUGUCCCCAAGACCAGGGUCUCCAGUAUCCUACCAGAGCCCCAUGGACUCCCCUGCUCUUCACAAAGCUUUAAAGCAGGUCACCCCUUUGAACUUGGAAACCAAAGACUGAACGGUUGUCUGUUGGACUUUCGCCCUCUGAAUGUUGAUGGGGUUGAAGGGUUGGCCCACUGAAAAGAGGGUAAACAGACGUACUGGUGUCCCUUCAAACCACAGCCGUCAGACCUCGAAUGGUCGCCAUCUUCUAUCAUGAGCUCCUCCCACACUGUAACAGGACUUUUUAGGGGCAACCUGGAGUUCCCAAGUGAAGGCUCAUAGCUCACCUGUUGCUUGGCUCUGAAACACUGUGAAGAUGAUCAGUUUAAAGCGUGUGCAAGAGAUCCUGAGAGUUUUAUUUUAGCAAGGUUCUCCGCGCUCAGUAUUGAAUGUCAGAGGUAAACAGAAUGUAAGGCCCCCGUAAAAUGAUUUGGACCUACUUUCUUUGCACACACACCACU